UGUAUAUAUCUGUCUGUCUAUAGUCUGUCUAUCGUCUGUCUGUCUGUCUGUCUGUCCUGUGGUGCUGGGGGUUGAACCCGGCAAGCAGUCUACCAUCAUGUUGUAAACCCCCCUCCCAGCCUUAGAUUCCUGUUAUUGUCUGGCUUAUAAAAUUAUAGGUUCUGUCUCGCUGUUCUGUGGCCAUGAUGUGGUUUCCUGGCUGGGCACCCCAGUUCCUGACUUGGCCAAGCAAGAGGAGGUGAAAGGUUGCGGUUCACAGACCUUUCUUUCGGAAGCACAUAGAAACUGCCCAUCCUGGCUUCAGGUUUCUCAGCAUGGCGGAGAAAAGCUGAGUGGCCUGUGCAGCCCCUGUGACCAUGCACCUUGCCGGUGACACACCCCGUUUUCAGGGGGUGGGAGGGUUGCACUUGCAGGACCUGCCCCUUCCCCCAAACUUCUAAAAACAUAGCUUGAAUAAGAGAUAAAGAACCGUUUAAUUGCUGGCUGAAGUCAGGCUAGCUGCCUCUUUCUGUUGGCUCCAGCUUCUCCUCCCUGGCCUGCGUUUGCUUUCGGCUCUGUGACUGCCAUCUUACAGACCACAGGUCCUACAGAGCCAGGCAGUGAUGAGCCGGGAGCCAGCUCUGCAGACACCUACACUGCCUUCCACUCAAGGCUCACUCUUGUUCUUCUUUCUCUCUGUCCCGUGUGAAGUGAAGUCGCUGCCCGGAAUCCCUCCGAGUCCCGCCCCAGCCAUCGCCACCUUCAGCCAAGCCCCAAGCCAGCCUCAGGCUUCACAGACCCUGACACCGCUGGCAGUACAAGCUGCCCCCCAGGUCUUGACUCAGGAAAGCUUAGCCACAGUUCUGACAGGAGUUAUGGUCCCAGCAGGGGCCGUUACUCAACCUCUUCUUAUCCCCAUCGGUAUUACAGGUCAAGUGGCUGGGCAGCAGGGGCUGGCCGUGUGGACAAUCCCUACAGCAACUGUGGCUGCCCUCCCAGGACUGACCGCCGCCUCUCCCACAGGGGGAACUUUCAAGCCACCUUUAACUGGUCUCCAAGCAGCUGCGGUGCUGAACGCUGCCCUCCCGACACCUGUGCAAGCUGCCCCACCAAUACAGGCCUCCUCGCCCGCCCAGCCCCAGCCGCCGGCUCAACCCCAGCCGCUGUUCCAGACCCAGCCACUGCUACAGACCACGCCUACCAUCCUCCCACAACCCACUGCUGCCACUGCUGCUGCCCCCGCCCCCAAGCCAGUGGACGCCACCCCGCAGAUCACCGUCCAGCCUGCAGGCUUCGCAUUUAGCCCAGGGAUCAUCAGUGCCACCUCCCUCGGAGGACAGACGCAGAUCCUGGGCUCCCUCACUACAGCUCCGGUUAUUACCAACACCAUUCCCAGCAUGCCUGGGAUCAGCAGUCAGAUCCUCACUAAUGCUCAGGGACAGGUUAUUGGAGCACUUCCGUGGGUAGUGAACUCAGCUAGCGUGGCCGCACCAGCACCAGCACAGAGCCUGCAGGUCCAAGCCGUGACUCCCCAGCUCUUGCUGAAUGCCCAGGGCCAGGUGAUCGCAACCCUAGCCAGCAGCCCCCUGCCUCAACCUGUGGCUGUCAGGAAGCCAAACACACCGGAGUCCCCUGCUAAGAGUGAGGUGCAGCCUAUCCAGCCAACACAAGCGGUGUCCCAGCCUGCCGUACUCCUCAGCAAUCCAGCCCCGGCGCUCAAGUCGUCAGCCUCAGCUCCCAUCCCAAUCACCUGCUCAGAGACCCCUACCGUCAGUCAGUUGGUAGCAAAGCCGCACACUCCAAGUCUGGAUGAGGACGGGAUCAACUUAGAAGAGAUCCGGGAGUUUGCCAAGAAUUUUAAGAUCCGGAGGCUCUCUCUGGGUCUGACACAGACCCAGGUAGGCCAGGCUUUGACCGCGACAGAAGGGCCAGCCUACAGCCAAUCAGCCAUCUGCAGGUUUGAGAAGCUGGACAUCACACCCAAGAGUGCCCAGAAGCUGAAGCCGGUUUUGGAAAAGUGGUUGAUGGAGGCCGAGCUCCGGAACCAGGAAGGCCAGCAGAAUCUGAUGGAGUUUGUGGGUGGCGAGCCCUCCAAGAAACGCAAGCGUCGCACGUCCUUCACACCGCAGGCCAUAGAGGCUCUCAAUGCCUACUUUGAGAAAAACCCCCUGCCUACCGGCCAGGAGAUCACAGAGAUCGCCAAGGAGCUCAACUAUGACCGGGAGGUGGUGAGGGUCUGGUUCUGUAAUCGACGCCAGACACUCAAGAACACCAGCAAGCUGAACGUCUUUCAGAUCCCUUAGGGCUCAGUGUCAGUGCGUACUUUGUACUCUUGCCUCAGCAAGCAGCUGAAGUCACUGCAGUGGCCAAACCGUGUGCAGCUGUGCUUACCCUAGGUCGUGAGACUACACCUGUGCAUGUGUGUCAAUGCCUGCCUCUUCUGCCCGCAUAUGUCACACCCUGGGGAGGCCCGAGGGGCUGCAUGAGAGCCCUAGGCUCUGGGCUGGGCAUGUGGAAGGAAGGGGUUUGUGGGGUCUGUAGAAAAGCACUUUGCCGAGGUGGUUUCUGAAGGGUGAAUUCUGGUUGGGAAGCAGAACGACUCUGUCUUCGGGGCAGGGCUGUGGCAACUCUUGGGGACAACUGUGUAGUAGCUCUUGUUUUUGGUGGCACUCUUUACCCUUGCCCUCUCUCCUCUGAGGUUGUGCCCAUGUGACAACUCACCUGGUGGAACCACAGCCUCAUGUUGCCUCCCUUACUCUGUAUAAGGGCACAGUGAACCCCUUAACGGACCAAGGAGAUGGGAUUUAGAGAAGUGUGGUGUGCUGCUCGGACUCAUUGUCUGCCUUGAUCUUUUGAGGGCAGAAGGUUCCCAAAGUGACUUGGAGGGGUCGGAUGCCUGAGGUCAGGAGCUGAGGUCUCUCUCCAGGUCCUUCUGGGGUGGGUUUGCACUAAGUUGGAAUGUUCUCUUCCUCAAACCAAGUUGGAAGGAAGCAGUGUGAACUCUCCAUCCUGGAGAGUUUUAGGUCUGUGGCAGGUCUGGAAUUUAUAAAGUAAACGAAGACAUCCACUCCGAUUUUAAUCUAA
This is a messenger RNA of Mastomys coucha (southern multimammate mouse), 3063 nucleotides long. It is a transcript of the gene Pou6f1, whose product is annotated as POU class 6 homeobox 1. The record is from RefSeq and is a predicted model, not a curated record. Gene Ontology annotation, biological process: regulation of transcription by RNA polymerase II. Lineage: Eukaryota; Metazoa; Chordata; Mammalia; Rodentia; Muridae. The transcript is spliced from 9 exons. Gene Ontology annotation, molecular function: RNA polymerase II cis-regulatory region sequence-specific DNA binding; DNA-binding transcription factor activity, RNA polymerase II-specific. Bases 603 to 2282 code for a protein of 559 amino acids.